Molecule: messenger RNA, 711 nt
Organism: Gaeumannomyces tritici R3-111a-1
Lineage: Eukaryota; Fungi; Ascomycota; Sordariomycetes; Magnaporthales; Magnaporthaceae
Exons: 2
Coding region: 1-711 (236 amino acids)
Source: RefSeq, a predicted model, not a curated record
AUGCCGCGUUCGCAGUACGAAAGGCGGGAUGACGUUACUUUCACUCGAAAGAUCGUGGAGGUCGAGGACGAGGACGAGGAUAAGGAUAACAAUAGCAUCCAAACCCCAGUCAAACCACUCGAAGCCACCUCCCCGCCGGCCGCCGCCCCGACGCAGACCGAAUGCCCACAUACAGGGCCCGACCCAGCAAACGGGGCAGCGGCCGCUGGUCCCGAACCUGCAACCCCUCCUCCACCCAGAUACCCAGACGGCCGUACGAACGAGAGGUUAGGCCGCCGAGACACAACGAGUUCUCCAGCUACGGCAUCAUGCAAAGACAAACCUGUUCGCGGCACGAAAGAUCCUGCCAUUUCCCAGCCAAAAGGCCCUGCGACGCCUGCGAGUUCAGACCCGACUCUGUCAUGCUCGACACCCGGGAGCAAUGCCGGAGAGUUGCCCAAUGACACAGCGGCGGAUCUAGAAAGUUCCAACAGACCGGCGAGCCCGCCCGCGACAUUGUCGGACUCGUCGAACGGAAAAGCAUCAAAUACCGAGGUCGACCCCGUGGAUAGCGGCCAAUCCACAGGCGAUGGCCCGACUCCGAGUAGGAAAAGGCCGCGCCCGGAGUAUGUGGAAGUCGAUGGGAAUGACGAGGGUGGAAUCGGGCAGCAUCGACGGAAGCGGAGGACUACAGAUGGACGGCCCGAUAAUUUAUCGCAAUCACCCACCUAG